Messenger RNA from Dryobates pubescens (Downy woodpecker), 1590 nucleotides. RefSeq names its product keratin, type II cytoskeletal 5-like. The record is from RefSeq and is a predicted model, not a curated record. Gene Ontology annotation, molecular function: structural constituent of skin epidermis. The transcript has 7 exons. The coding region runs from base 1 to 1590 and encodes 529 amino acids. Gene Ontology annotation, cellular component: keratin filament. Lineage: Eukaryota; Metazoa; Chordata; Aves; Piciformes; Picidae. Gene Ontology annotation, biological process: intermediate filament organization; keratinization.
AUGAGCAGGCAAAGCUUCAGCGUGCGGGCAGGGGCCGGGGGCAGGUCCUACAGCACCGCCUCGGCCGUCGGCCCCGGCGGCAGCAGGGCUGGCUUCAGCUCCCUGACCGUGGCGCGGGCCGGGGGCGGCUUCGGGAGGCUCAUCGCGGGAGGAGGAGGUGGUGGUGGUGCCGGGGGUGGCUUCGGCAGCAGGAGCCUCUACAACCUCGGGGGCAGCAAGAGGAUAUCCUUCGGGGUGGGCAGCAGCUUCCGCGCCGCCUUCGGGAGCGGAGCCGCCUCCGGGCUGGGAGCGGGAGGUGGCGGCUGCGGGAUCGGCGCGGGGGGAGCUGCCGGCACCCUCGGGCUCGGUCUGGGUGGUGGAGGUGCUGGGGGGCUCGGUCUGGGUGGUGGAGGUGCUGGGGGGCUCGGCUUCGGUGGAGGCGCCGGGGGGCUCGGCUUCGGCAGCGGCCCCGGCGGCGGCGCAGGCUUUGGCUUCGGGGGGCUGGGAGGCUUCGGCGGGGGGCUGAGCGCCAGCAGGAGCCCGGCAGGGCUUGGGGGCAGCCCCCACGGGGUUGGUACCAUCCAAGAGGUGACCGUCAACCAGAGCCUCCUGGCCCCACUCAACCUGGAGAUCGAUCCAAGCAUCCAGCAGGUGCGGAAGGAUGAGAAGGAGCAGAUCAAGAGCCUCAACAACAAGUUUGCCUCCUUCAUUGACAAGGUUCGCUUCCUGGAGCAGCAGAACAAAGUGCUGGAGACCAAAUGGACCCUGCUGCAGGAGCAGGGGCAGAAGAACACCGCAGGCAAGAGCAGCCUGGACCCCCUCUUCGAGGCUUACAUCAGCAACCUGAGGAGGCAGCUGGGCAACCUGCUGAGCGAGCGGGGACGCAUGGACGGCGAGCUCAAGAACAUGCAGGACCUGGUGGAGGACUUCAAGAACAAGUACGAGGAGGAAAUCAACCGGCGCACGGCAGCGGAGAACGAGUUUGUGGUGCUGAAGAAGGACGUGGACGCUGCCUACAUGAGCAAGGUGGAGCUGGAGGCCAAGGUGGAUGCCCUGACCGACGAGCUCAGCUUCCUCCGAGCCCUCUACGACGCGGAGCUGGCUCAGCUCAGUGCCCAGGUGUCAGACACUGCUGUCAUCCUCUCCAUGGACAACAACCGGGAGCUGGACCUCAGCAGCAUCAUCGCCGAGGUCAAAGCUCAGUACGAGGACAUCGCCAACAGGAGCAGGGCUGAGGCCGAGGCCUGGUACCAAACCAAGUUCGAGGAGCUGCAGGCCACGGCGGGCAGGCACGGGGACGACCUCCGCAGCACCAAGGGGGAGAUCUCGGAGCUCAGUCGCCUGAUCCAGAGGCUGCGCUCCGAGAUCGAGAACGCCAGGAACCAGUGUGCCACCCUCCAGACUGCCAUCAGCGACUCGGAGGAGCGCGGGGAGCUGGCCCUCAAGGAUGCCAAGGCCAAGAUGAUUGAGCUGGAGGAUGCCCUGCAGAAAGCCAAAGCUGACAUGGCCAGGCAGCUGAGGGAGUACCAGGAGCUGAUGAAUGUCAAGCUGGCCCUGGACAUCGAGAUUGCAACCUACAGGAAGCUGCUGGAGGGGGAGGAGAGCAGGUGA